Coregonus sp. 'balchen' is the source of this 1995-nucleotide messenger RNA. Lineage: Eukaryota; Metazoa; Chordata; Actinopteri; Salmoniformes; Salmonidae. The record is from the annotation of a GenBank genome assembly.
AUGGCGGUGGUCAUCCGUUUACAGGGGCUCAGAAUCACUGCAGGUUCUGAGGACAUUCGCAAGUUCUUCACUGGCCUCAAAAUCCCAGAUGGUGGGGUGCACAUUAUUGGUGGGGAGCGUGAGGAGGCUUUCAUAAUUUUUGCUUCCGAUGAAGACGCGAGGCGGGCAAUGACCCGUUCGGGGGGAUCCAUCAAAGGUUCUCCGGUUCGCUUACGGCUGAGCAGCAAGUCAGAAAUGCAGGCUGUUCUCAAGGAAAGUAUAAAACCUGAGGUGACCAAAAAGAGGUCGUCCAAGGAAGGUUUCAGAAGACCGGAAAGAGAAGGCAGGAAUGAGAAACCUCGAAAAAAAGACAAUGUGGAGAUGGGCAGUAGAUCAGUGUCGUACAGUGACACACGUAGUCUGGGCCGAAAGCCUUCCUCACAGCCAAGCAGUCAAAAUGACUUGUAUUUGCUUAUGCAAGGCAUGCCGUUCACUACGACCGAAGAGAAUGUGAGAAAAUUCUUUGACGGAUUAGUGGUGGAGGACAUUAUUAUGAUGAAAAAUGACAGCGGGCAACAAAAUGGGAAAGGAAUUGUCAAGUUCAAAACCAGACUGGAUGCUAGAGAGGGUCUGAAAAGGGAUCGGCAUUACAUUGGAACCAGGUUUGUGGAAGUCUAUGCAUGCUCAGAAGAGCAGUGGUUUGAGGCAGGUGGUGGUAUGGAACCUGGUAAAGACAGCAGUGGUACGUUUAGAAGAGGUCCAUCCUCAGCUCACACUCUGAGGUAUCCUCCAGACCGUGCCAGGUCUCGCUCACCAGUAGCCUACAGGUCAACAAAGUCCUCUUCUCCUCCCAAUGAGGAGUUCUGUGUCUUGGUGGAAAACCUCCCCUACUUAGUGGAGAAGAGAGACAUAAAGGAGCUCUUCCAUCCUGCAGACCUCAAGUAUGACCAGAUCCUUCACCUUCAUGACAGCUAUGGGAAAAAGACUAGGUCCAUAUUUGUGCUUUUCAGAAGCCUGAGGGACUACUGUGCUGCCUUGACUCUUCACAAGCAGGAAUUUCUCAACCGAUAUGUGUACAUAUCUCCUAUUUCAAAAGAGAAAAUGGUCGCCAUUCUAGAAUCUGGGGAAAAUCCAAGGGAUGUGGCACCACCCUCUGAAAGGUCUUACAGCAGAUCUCAGGAAAGGCUUCCAAGAGAGACCGAGAAGGACUCGAAUGAAUCUGAGAAGAUUUGCCUCUAUGUGCGCAAUCUGCCUUUUGACGUGCGCAAAGUUGAGAUUGUGGACUUCUUCCUUGGCUUCAGGAUCUCGGAGGAGACUGUUGUUUUGCUGCGUGACCAUAACGGCAAUGGACUUGGAGAGGCUUUGGUGAUCUUUCAGACUGAGGAGGAGGCUAUGAGGGCACAGUCUCUGAAUGGACAAGGGUUUCUUGGAGCAAACGUCAUCCUGAAAUGCAUUUCUCUGGCUCAGAUGCGUGAGUUUGGUGUUGGUGAACCUGCAGUGACAGAGCAGCAGAUGAUACCAAGGGAGAGAAGCUCAGAGAGGUACUCGGCCAGGAAGAGUGAAGCGAUGUCCCAUCUGUACACUGAUUACAGUGUCACCCCUGAUAUAGGCCAUCUUCCUAUGGAUGACCGGCAGGUUCAUAUUCAUGGAGGCAGCAGUCUGGGUCUGGGUCAGGAUUCUCACAUGAUGGAAAUCCCUGUUCUGCUUAAUAACCGGGGCAAUGGAUCUGCUCAUGGGCAUGGAGACUAUGGACCUUCUGCCCCCCAGCAGUUUGAUGGUCCAACGUGCCUGAGACUGGUUAAUCUGCCUUCGACUAUCAGAAUUGACGAAAUCUAUGACUUUUGCUAUGGAUAUCGUGUAAUUCCUGGAUCCGUCUCAUUGCAGUACGACAACAAAGGGAUCCCCAAAGGCUCAGCAACGGUUGUUUUUGAAUCUCGCUUGGAGGCGUUAACGGCAGUUGAGGAAUUGAGUGGAAGACCAAUAGGCAGCAGAAAAGUCAAACUAGUUUUUGUGUGA